AUGGGAAAGACAUUUGUCUUUAAUGCCUUGCUUCAAAAAACUCGCCAACAAGAAAAAAUUGCUCUUGCAGUAGCAACAAGUGGAAUUGCUGCAUUGCUGUUAGACGUUCGUCUUGCAUUCGCAAUGACAAUAAACAAGUCACAAGGUCAAACUCUUGAGAGUGUUGGAUUAUAUCUCCCUGCCCCAGUAUUCUCUCAUGGCCAGCUGUAUGUUACUCUAUCCCGGGUCAGAAAACCUUCUACAAUCAAGAUAAUGCUUGAUACACCAGCAAAUUCCAAUGAAACGGCAAAUACUGUAUUUACAGACAAUAUUGUAUUUAAGGAAGUCUUUGACAUUUAG
Messenger RNA from Phycomyces blakesleeanus NRRL 1555(-), 339 nucleotides. RefSeq lists its product as hypothetical. Gene Ontology annotation, molecular function: DNA helicase activity. Lineage: Eukaryota; Fungi; Mucoromycota; Mucoromycetes; Mucorales; Phycomycetaceae. The coding region runs from base 1 to 339 and encodes 112 amino acids. The transcript is spliced from 2 exons. Gene Ontology annotation, biological process: telomere maintenance; DNA repair. The record is from RefSeq and is a predicted model, not a curated record.